This is a messenger RNA of Schistocerca piceifrons (Central American locust), 976 nucleotides long. Its product is annotated as protein takeout-like. The coding region runs from base 65 to 814 and encodes 249 amino acids. The record is from RefSeq and is a predicted model, not a curated record. The transcript has 6 exons. Lineage: Eukaryota; Metazoa; Arthropoda; Insecta; Orthoptera; Acrididae.
GGUGUGCCGCCAACGCCACACGCAAUCCUCCAGCUCCAGAGGUCGGCUUCCAGUUCCAGGCGCCAUGGGGUCAACACUGCCGCUGUUUGUGCUACUGCUUGUCGCAUACACCGGCGCCGCUCAGCUACCACCAUCGAUGAAAACUUGCAAGCAGACUGACCCAGACUUCAGCGGCUGUUUGAAGAAUGCUCUCAUGGACUCCAGACCGAUUCUGAGACAAGGAAUUCCGAGUCUGGGUCUCCCAUCUAUUGACCCGAUGCACUUCACGCAAAUCAGCAUUAAGGACACACCCGAUCGGCCAGUGUUUCUUAACCUGGAAUUCAAUGAGGCCGAUAUGAUCGGCAUGGGUGAGGGAAUUGUUGACACCCUUGAGAUGAAGCCUGGUAGCUACAACAUGAAGGCACACAUACACUCUGGCGUACCAUUCCGGCUAGUCGGGCCUUACAAGGCCGACGGCAAGGUGUUGGUACUCCCUGUCAAAGGAGAGGGAAUAAGCAACAUAACAGCACCUAGACUGGAGGCCGACCUGGAAAUGACUGGACAGCCGGUUGAACGCGAUGGAGAGGUGUACUGGGAUGUGACGGACUUCAAAGUCAAUCCCCAUUUGGAAAAGUUGGUGGUUGACUUAACGGGUUUAUACAACAACGACAAGGCACUAGCUGACAACACCCUCAAGUUCCUCAACGAGAAUUCUGGGGAGAUCGCGAAGGAGCUGGAACCCGCCAUAGGGGAAGCAUUGGGCGCUUCUUUCAAGGAGAUGGCCAGGAGAGUGUUUGGCAAGGUCCCGUACAACUCAGUGUUCCCACCUUCGUGAAGAUGCGACGAUCUAUACGUUCUGCUCGAAGAAAACGACUAUAUUAGUCUUGCUAUGUAGAUGCACGAUCAUACAUACCUACCUUGCUGCUUGUGUAUUGUACUUUGCACAAAUCCUACAAUGUAGAAAAAUUGUAUGUAUAAUCAAUACUUUGACUAUUAA